AUGCAGUCGCAAGACAACCCCAUUGCCCAGGACAAUCCAGGAGCAGACACUGGACCUGCUCCGGAGGAAAUCAUCUUCGCUCCACUAGCAACACAUGACCCGAUGCCCGAGGAACUCGACUACACCGAGGAGAUCGUAGAGGACCUGGUCGUCAACGUCGACGAACAACCCCCGACCACAGAGGAGCUCAUCCCGGAAGAAGAACUUCUACGCCCGGACGCCGAGCCGGUGGACGUCUCCACCACACAGACACCGGUCGCCCCACUCGUCGUGCAAGCAGCGGACAACGACCCGAUGGCAGCGGAGCCGACGGUGAAAUUCAUUCCACCACAUCCGUGGUACGAGUACUAUUCGCACGGGACAUCAGUCGCGGCCCUCAAAGACGACUACACCGACAACCCGCAGAAGCUGAUGAGCGACGUCGAAGCCAAUUUCUCGACAGAGGACGCCGCCCGAUUUAUUGGUGAGGUGGUCGACAACGGAGAGCUGGAACGGGACGACGGCGUCGCAGCGUUGAUGAAAGGCGAGCCCAUGGAGAUCGGAACUCUUCCUCCAGGCCCCGGUGUACCCUACCGCAUCAUUCACGCCGUCGGGACCUCGCACACGGCAGCCGCGAUCUUCUACGAGACGUUCACCGACCGCCCGGACGUCCGCAACGUCAAGAUCACGGCCCGCUCCAGAUGCCCACUCCAGCCAAACGGAGACAUCGGCUCACCCAAACUGCUACUCGAAGGAGACAUCGUCUGGAUCACGGCCCUCUACCGGAACACCCGCUUCGAGGAGGAGCCGCAAACGGUCCAGUGGUCCAACACGGCUGACGCGAACGCAACAACGCCUUACACGGUUAAGUCCUUCAUUCUGCUACCAAGACUCAGAGUUCGCGACGUGUUGUGCCACCCGACGGCAAAGACCACUACGACGCUGCAUUGCAUCGCUCAAGGAAUCUUCUCGGAGAUAAAAGUACCCGCGGCUGAGUUCCCGAAGCCAGUGUCCAUGCGACCCAUGAUCGCCGACGUCAUCUCGCCAGUGAAGACAAACAGCUUCCUCGGAUCACUCACCAUGAAGCUCCGCGCGAAGAAAAGCGUAUCGAAGAUCCCAGUACACGGACUCGCUCGCGGGACCCUACGAAACAUCCGCGACCUCCCGGCUGAAUCACAGAAAGUCACCCGAACCAUCCUCUCGGCGCUCAACGAUCCCGCUCCCAAAAACGAGGUCCUCCUCCGCCAGAUGGGAGCCCUGGCAACCCACGCCGUCCAGAUUCUCGUCAACGGCCCUGCGGACCUGCGCCCGUACACAACUCGGAUCAUCGACUCCAGACAGACCGGCCGAGGCACAAUCCAGCUCACAUUGGUUGCCAGAUUCUUCGGAACCGCUCCCGACAAGGUCGCUUGGGGACAAGCGAAAGAGGUAGACCUCACGAUGUCGGACAAGCUCGUCAUCCCCGCAACAUGCGGCAUCCCGAUUUUCAAUCACUCGGAGUCAAUGGAGCUGAAGGCGGUAGUCAAUCGAUUCAACAGCGACCGAUUCGGAACGAUCCUACUCCGGAGCGCGGACAACGUAAUCAUCAUGCAGCAACAAGCGGAGGAGCCGAGCCACAACCCGGUCGUCACGGUCCUAUUGGCCCAGGAACCAAUGAACCACGAGGACGACAACUUCGCCGUCAACAAAGCGCUCUUCGGUUCGGAGCCACUCGAGCUUUUUACGCCGGGAUCCCUCUCCAAACCCGACAACCUGACGGAGAGCCAGGCGAGGUACGUGAAUACCAUCUGCUUCUCAAAGACCAGAGGGCUCAUCGCCGAGUGCGGCUUCGGAGGCGGCAAGAGUACCACAAUGGUCAUCACGGCACGGACACUCCCCGGCGACGCUUGCCAGCUACUCCUCGCCACGUCAAAUGCAGCAAUCGUCAACCUCUGCCAGGUCGCCGACAAGCACGGAAUCUCCGGACUGGUGCGGAUCAUAACGGAGCGCCACAGAGACGAGCUCGACUUCAACCUCAUCACCAAAGCCGAUCUCCCAGUGCGUAUUGUCGAGGCAGUCAAACCUGGACGACGCGCCCCCCGGAUCCGAGUGGACUGA
Caenorhabditis sp. 36 PRJEB53466 is the source of this 2076-nucleotide messenger RNA. NCBI's taxonomy places the organism in Eukaryota, Metazoa, Nematoda, Chromadorea, Rhabditida, Rhabditidae. The record is from the annotation of a GenBank genome assembly.